This is a messenger RNA of Chelmon rostratus (copperband butterflyfish), 3675 nucleotides long. It is a transcript of the gene pde6a, whose product is annotated as phosphodiesterase 6A, cGMP-specific, rod, alpha. NCBI's taxonomy places the organism in Eukaryota, Metazoa, Chordata, Actinopteri, Chaetodontiformes, Chaetodontidae. Gene Ontology annotation, biological process: signal transduction. The transcript is spliced from 24 exons. The record is from RefSeq and is a predicted model, not a curated record. Gene Ontology annotation, molecular function: 3',5'-cyclic-nucleotide phosphodiesterase activity; protein binding. Bases 67 to 2634 code for a protein of 855 amino acids.
UUGUUUAGCAGGACAGAGGGAUUAUACACUCUGCUGCAGACAAUACACGGUCUUUUAACAGCAGCCAUGGUGGACGCAGCAGCAGCAGAGCAGUUCCUGGAUGCCAAUCCGCAGUUCGCCAAGCAGUACUACGACAUCAACUUCCGGCCUAAGGUCAUCUCAGACCUGCUGGACAGCAACCGCAAGCCAGCGGUGGACGUCAGCAAGUUCCACGACCUGACGAUGGUGGAGGAGAGCGAGAUCCUUUUCGACCUGGUGAGGGACAUCCAGGACAACCUGAACAUGGAGAAGUCCAUCUUCAACCUCAUGAGACACCUCAGCUUCAUGAUGAGGGCCGACCGCAUGAGCCUCUUCAUGUACCGGCAGAGGAAUGGAGUGGCCGAGCUGGCAACCAGGUUGUUUAAUGUUCACAAAGAUGCGUUGUUUGAUGACUGCCUGGUGCCGCCCGACAGUGAGAUCGUGUACCCUUUGGAUCUCGGCAUCGUGGGCCACGUGGCGUCCAGCAAGAAGAUGAUCAACAUUCCUGAUGUGUCGGAGAGCCCUCAUUACAGUGACUUUGUGGAUGAGCUGACCGACUAUAAGACCAAGAGCGUCCUCGCCAUCCCCAUCAUGAACGGUAAAGACAUGGUGGCCGUCAUGAUGGCCAUCAAUAAGUUGGACGGGCCGCGCUUCACUGCGAAGGAUGAGGAGACUCUAAACAAGUACCUCAACUUUGCCAACCUCAUCCUGAGAGUUUUCCACCUGAGCUACCUGCACAACUGUGAGACCAGGAGAGGACAGGUGCUGCUGUGGUCGGCCAGCAAGGUGUUUGAAGAGCUCACAGACAUAGAGAGGCAGUUCCACAAGGCCUUGUACACAGUCAGAGCUUUCCUCAACUGUGACCGUUACUCUGUGGGUCUGCUGGACAUGACCAAGACCAAGGAGUUCUUUGACCUGUGGCCAGUUCUGAUGGGAGAAGUUCCACCAUAUGAUGGACCCAAAACUCCUGAUGGCAGAGAAAUUAUCUUCUACAAACUGAUUGACUACAUCCUACAUGGCAAAGAGGACAUCAAAGUCAUACCGAAUCCUCCGGCAGAUCACUGGGCCCUGGUUAGCGGUUUACCGACCUACGUAGCAGAGUCCGGACUGAUUUGCAACAUAAUGAACGCGGCUGAGGAUGAAUUUUUCGACUUCCAGAAAGAGCCUCUGGAUGAAUCCGGCUGGACCAUUAAGAACGUGCUGUCUAUGCCAAUUGUCAACAAGAAGGAAGAGAUUGUGGGUGUGGCCACGUUCUAUAACAGGAAGGAUGGGAAACCCUUUGAUGAAAUGGACGAAACACUGAUGGAGUCUCUCACCCAGUUCCUGGGCUGGUCGAUGCUCAACCCCGACACCUACGACAAGAUGAACAAGCUGGAGAACAGGAAGGACAUCUUCCAGGACAUGGUGAUGUACCACGUCAAGUGUCGCAAGGAUGAAAUCCAGAAUAUUCUGAACACCAGGGAGAGAUGGGGGAAGGAACCGGACGAGUGUGAGGAAGAGGAGCUCGAAGAGAUUCUGUCAGAGGUCUUGCCAAACUCGAAGAAAUCUGAGAUCUUGGAGUUUCACUUCUGUGACUUUGAACACAGUGAACUGGACCUGGUGAAAUGUGGCAUCAAGAUGUACUACGAACUGAAAGUGGUGGAUAAGUUCCACAUUCCCAGAGAGGCCCUGGUGAGGUUCAUGUACUCCCUCAGUAAAGGCUACAGGAGGAUCACCUACCACAACUGGAGACAUGGAUUCAACGUCGGACAGACCAUGUUCACCCUGCUGAUGACAGGUGACCUGAAGCGUUACUACACAGACCUGGAGUGUAUGGCCAUGGUGACCGCUGGCUUCUGCCACGAUAUUGACCACAGAGGAACCAACAACCUCUACCAGAUGAAGUCUGGUAAUCCUCUGGCGAAGCUUCACGGCUCCUCCAUCUUGGAAAGGCACCAUCUGGAGUUUGGCAAGACUCUGCUGAGAGAUGAAGCAUUGAACAUUUAUCAGAAUCUGAACCGCCGUCAGCACGACAUCGUCAUCCACCUCAUGGACAUCGCCAUCAUCGCCACUGACCUGGCCCUCUACUUCAAGAAGAGGACGAUGUUCCAGAAGAUCGUGGACCAGUCCAAGACCUACGAGAACUGGAACGACUGGACCAAGUACAUGAUGCUGGAGACCACACGCAAAGAGAUUGUCAUGGCCAUGAUGAUGACUGCUUGUGACCUGUCUGCCAUCGCCAAACCGUGGGAGGUUCAGAGCAAGGUGGCGCUGUCAGUAGCUGCAGAGUUCUGGGAGCAGGGAGACCUGGAGAGGACGGUCCUGGAGCAACAGCCCAUUCCUAUGAUGGACAGAAACAAAGCUGCUGAUCUGCCGAAGCUGCAGUGUGGUUUCAUCGACUUCGUUUGCUCUUUUGUGUACAAGGAGUUCAGUCGUUUCCAUGUGGAGAUCACCCCCAUGCUGGACCGCCUGCUGAACAACAGGAAGGAGUGGAACGCGCUGAAGGAGGUGCACGAAGCCAAACUGGCCGAACUCGAGGAAGCCAGGAAAGCCAAGGAGGAGGAAGCUCAGAAAGCCGGGGCGGCCAAACAAGCGAGUGCAGCUCAGGCACAAUCAAAGACUUGUAUUCUCAGCUAAAGACGCCACAUCAGUACCAGCUUGCUUGCUACAUGGUUGUGGUCCAGCGCUGGGUUUCCCUAAAAAGAGCUCUUUUUUUCUUCGAUGUCAUUUUUGAGAUUUCACCUGCAAGCUUCACGUUACUGAGAGCUCGUUUCUCACUUCAAAACACCUGUCACGAUGUCUCUUACGUGUUUUCUGAUAUUUGUCUUAACUUUUUCCUGUUCUGCUUUCGUUUGCACUGCUUCUUCCUGUCUUUCUUUUGUCACUGAAUUACUCAUUAGAUGCUCAACAGUGGCUUGAUGGUGUGUUCAGGCAAGCAUUUUCAAUACACCAACAAGACAGAGUUUCCAUCAAAUUCAGUAUUUAUGCAACAUCACCGAGCAAGUCUUUUUGAAGUGAUCAAAAUGCUUAUUGUUGCAAAAGAAGAUGAAAAUAAUAGCAGAAAUGGUCAAAGACAGUCAACAACCUGCAGCUCUGAUGGUGUGGUAUUAUAGCUUUUUAAGGUAUUUGCAUUAUAUCGCAGAUUUGGUAGAUGUGGCUCCUUUAUGAUGCAGCUGUGUAAACACAGAAAGCGAAACUGCUGCAACCCUGACUGACAGCGGGCAUGUCGAUACUGUCUGCGAAUCAAAUGUCAGCAGUUAUUUUGUACUUUUGGCUCAGGUCUUGUGACAUUAGCUGUGUUGGCACAUUAUUCUCAGCUUGUUUGUCUACAUGCUCCCAAGUGGUCUAAAUUUAUAACUUUGUAAUGCAACAUGCAACAAUCAACAUGAAAAGAAACCGAGGACAUCGCUUCUAUCGCGUAUCGUACAUGUAUCGUGUCCUGUAAUCAGUUAGUGUCAGUCUGAUUCUACUCUGCAGCAUUGGUUUUUCUGUAUGCUGUACAUUUACAUCUGUUACAAGCUUGAACAUAGUAAAGCUAAUCAAUAUAUGCAAAAUUGUCUUUCAGUGGGCUAAUUUCUCACACUCAACAUGCAAAAUGUAAUGCUUUUAUUGUAGUUAAUGAGGAAAUGCAAAAUGCUUGUACGUCACUUUGUUGAAAUUAGUAAAGAUAUAUCGCUA